This is a messenger RNA of Jaminaea rosea, 1044 nucleotides long. RefSeq names its product SAICAR synthetase. NCBI's taxonomy places the organism in Eukaryota, Fungi, Basidiomycota, Exobasidiomycetes, Microstromatales. The transcript is spliced from 2 exons. Gene Ontology annotation, cellular component: cytoplasm. Gene Ontology annotation, biological process: 'de novo' IMP biosynthetic process. Bases 1 to 1044 code for a protein of 347 amino acids. Gene Ontology annotation, molecular function: phosphoribosylaminoimidazolesuccinocarboxamide synthase activity. The record is from RefSeq and is a predicted model, not a curated record.
AUGAACUCGGCGCCGGUAGUCACCACGACCGACCUUCCUCUCAAGCUCAUCGCAAGAGGCAAGGUCAGGGAUGUCUACGAUGCUGAGAUCGCGGAGGGAGAUGAGCAUGCUGGGGCGCUGCUCUUUGUAGCCUCGGACAGGAUCAGCGCAUUCGACGUUAUCCUUGAGAACGGUAUCCCGGAGAAGGGCCACCUUCUCCACGCCCUCUCGACCUUCUGGUUUGACCUCCUCACCCCUUCCAUCCUUCCCUCGCACGUUCUGGCCACAUCAUUCGAUGCCUUCCCGGCAAGCCUCCGCAACAAGCUCGCAGCACAUCGCGCCGAGCUCGACGGACGCAGCAUGCUUGUGCGCCGUGCUCAAGUCCUGCCUAUUGAGGCAAUCGUGCGAGGACACAUUACCGGCAGCGGCUGGAAGGAGUACAAGAAGAGCGGCACGGUUCACGGGCUCAAGCUGCCCGCUGGCAUGCAGGAGAGUCAGGAGAUCCCAGACGGACCUAUCUUCACGCCGAGUACCAAGGCGGAUCAAGGGGAGCAUGACGAGAACAUUCAUCCGGAUCAGGCAAAGGACAUUUUGGGGCCUGAGCUCGCAAAGGCCGUCAGUGAGGCUGCAGUUGCGCUGUACUCCAAGGCGGCAAAACAUGCUGCGUCGAGAGGCAUCAUCUUGGCGGAUACCAAGUUCGAGUUCGGCCUCGUUCCUGCCACGGCCGAGCUGCCUGCCACGCCAGGCCUCGCAGGCGGCAAGCUCCCAACAUCAUCGGGCGGACAAUCGCUUGACGGUAUGACACUGAUCCUAGUCGACGAGGUCCUCACACCGGACUCGUCGCGUUUCUGGAGCAAGGACAGCUUCGCGGUGGGCAAAGGUCAAGCGAGCUUCGACAAGCAGUACGUGCGCGACUGGCUGAUUGAGCAAGGGCUGGAUCGCGUUGCUUACGAUGAGAGUCAGAAGGGGACAAAGAUCACAUUGCCGGAUGACGUAGCGAGGAAGACAAGCGAGAAGUACAGGGAAUGCUAUGAGAAGAUCACGGGAAAGGCUUGGAGGCAGUGA